AACAAUUAUAUCAAACUCCUGUAUCUUCUCCUCCUAUUACUCCACCUUUAUUACCUUCAAAUAAUAAUAAUAUGGCAUUACAAGCACAAGAUAUUAAUAAUUUAAUUAAUGCUAUUCAAGCACUAGAUAACCAGAUUCAAAAUCAAACAAAUGCUGUUGCUAAUAAUACUAAUCGUCUUGGACAAAGAGAAACUAAACUUAUCAAAAUUAUACCUUUUGCUGGUGGUAACCAAGAUCCAGUCACUUGGAUUGAGAAAUUUGAACAUAUAGCUGUAGCUAACAACUUUACUGAUACAAGAAGACUACAAAUUAUCCCUGCCUAUCUUAAAAAUGAAGCAGCAAUUUGGUAUACUAACGCCAAUCAACAACAAGCUUUUGGAUACUAG
Messenger RNA from Racocetra fulgida, 386 nucleotides. Lineage: Eukaryota; Fungi; Glomeromycota; Glomeromycetes; Diversisporales; Gigasporaceae. The record is from the annotation of a GenBank genome assembly.